UCACUAGGGUUUAAGCCCACUUCAUCCAAAUCCACCGCGCUCGAGAGUUACACCGGAAAUGCACUUCCAAUCCAUUCCCACCGCUCAUCGCCUCCCCCACCUCUCCCCUCUCCCCCGUUCUCCUCCUCCUCCUCCGCCUCCCUCCUCCUCUGCGAAAACCCUAAAACCUCUCCUCUCCACGAAGGCGCUCUCCCAUGGCGCAAACGGCGCGGCGUUGACUCCUCCCACUUCCGCGCUCCGGAGCUCGGGCGCGGUGGGGAGAACCGGGCUCGACCCGUUCCGGGGAAAGCCCGGUUCCGUCUCGUUCUGUGGAUUGACGCAUCAGGUGUUGGAGGAGAGGAAGUUGGUUUCUUCCCCCUUCGAGGAUGGUAAGGGUUCGGUGAUUUGGUUUUUGGGUCCCCUCGCGCUUAUCUCUUCGCUCGUGGUCCCCCAAUUCUUUCUCGGUAAUGCGAUUGAAGCGUUUCUACGAGAUGAGAUUCUCGCAGAGAUCAUUACGUCCUUCUUGUCAGAGAUCAUAUUCUAUGUUGGGCUAGCUUCAUUUCUAUCUAUUGCAGAUAAGGUACAGCGACCUUAUCUCGACUUUAGUCCAAAGCGAUGGAGCCUUAUAACGGGACUUCGAGGCUACCUCUCUUCUGCCUUUUUCACAAUGGGUUUUAAAGUUUUCGCUCCGCUCCUUGCGGCCUAUGUUGUUUGGCCUGUUGUUGGUCUUCCCGCCAUUAUUGCAGUUGCUCCAUUUCUAUUGAGUUGUGCUGCACAAUUCGCAUUUGAAAUGCAGCUUGAUAGACGCCGUUCUUCUUGUUGGCCUCUUUUGCCAAUCAUUUUUGAGGUAUAUAGGGUAUAUCAGUUAAAUAAAGGAGCACAUUUUGUUGAAAGAUUGAUGUUCUCAAUGAGGGGGUCCUCGAUCACACCUGCAUUAAUGGAAAGAAGUAGUGCUUUUGUUUCCAUGCUAGCUGUUCUCCAAAUCCUGGGUGUUGUUUGUUUGUGGUCCUUGAUGACUUUUCUUAUAAGACUUUUCCCUUCUAGACCUGUGGCUGAGAACUACUAAUCAUGGUACUUUACAACAGAAACUGCAGUCUGCAGAUGCGCAAAUGGCUGCUUAAUGCAGGUUGUGUUUUUUGUAUUAUGUCGUUGCUCCGACGCGAUCACGAUGUGUAAAAAAGGGAAAUAUAGAGAGUUUUCUUACACCUUAAUUCUUAAGCUCUUUCCAUAUAAUUAUUUCUUAUUGUAUUUUUUAUCUUUUUGAAUCCUGAAAACUUCUGAUGAGCUUUUGAUCAUGGACUGCUUAAUGAGGAAUUUCGAAAGUUUGCUUCUGCAUUUA
Messenger RNA from Ananas comosus (pineapple), 1318 nucleotides. RefSeq lists its product as uncharacterized. The record is from RefSeq and is a predicted model, not a curated record. Gene Ontology annotation, cellular component: chloroplast. The transcript is spliced from 4 exons. Lineage: Eukaryota; Viridiplantae; Streptophyta; Magnoliopsida; Poales; Bromeliaceae. The coding region runs from base 59 to 1045 and encodes 328 amino acids.